Salvia splendens (bonfire salvia) is the source of this 1758-nucleotide messenger RNA. RefSeq lists its product as uncharacterized. The transcript has 4 exons. The record is from RefSeq and is a predicted model, not a curated record. NCBI's taxonomy places the organism in Eukaryota, Viridiplantae, Streptophyta, Magnoliopsida, Lamiales, Lamiaceae. The coding region runs from base 1 to 1758 and encodes 585 amino acids.
AUGGAGAAAAGGCUGCUGGAAGCAGUGGAGAAAGCCAGGCCACCUCCACCACCUGCACCGAAAGAACCACAGUUCGCGCUGCUGCCAUCGCCGCCAGAAGAACAUCAUUAUUACUACUGUGAAUUCCCCCCUGAAAUAGAGCAAGUAAAUCCCGUAGGUUAUUGGAAUGCAAAUGGCAACUGGAUUCAGGGAAAGCAAAGAGACGCCCCCAGGAGGGGCCACCCCAACUUCAGAUGGACUGAUCAGAAUCAAAGCCAACCACCCCCACCCUCGACACAGCAGGAAGAAGAUUGGGGAUACCAACACCAGAUCUCUCAGUAUGGUAACAAAGGAAGGCAGCCAAGCACUCAAAUGGUGAAUUAUGUUCCACCGUAUCCAAGAGGAAACCAGCAAGGAAACCAACAGAACUACUUUCCCCAGAACCAGUCAGAGCAGUAUGGACCUUACGGCUACUAUCAGCAAGGCCAUGGAGGAGGUCGUUUUAAUCAAAGAUACAACAAGCAGCCAAAUGAAGGUCCCAGCGAUGCGAUGAUCCCUCAUCAGCCCCAAAAUGCAAUACGAGAAAUUCAAGAAGUUCACAAAAAACAAAGGGCUGCACUCGAUAUGUUCACUAAGCAGCUAUCUCAGGUUGCCAUGUCACUAGGCGAGUUGAGGGGCAACGAAGGUCAAUUUCCAGUUACUGUGCAGCAACCUGCUGGGAGAGAGAGUGUCAAUACAGCAGAAGAGUCUAACGCCCAAGAACGAGUUGCUAAGAAAGGGAGAAUGGUCGAAACAGAAAAGAUGGUCGAACUAAGUCAACCUAAAGAUCUUCCACCAAAGAGAACUGACCCUGGGGUGUUUACACUUCCAAUCUCCGUCAGAGAUGUUCUGAUGGGGCGCGCCAUGUGUGACCUAGGGGCCUCCAUCAACAUCAUGCCACAUUCUAUGUACAAAAAACUGGGAAAACCUACACUUGUUGAAACAAACCUGGAAAUACAAUUAGCAGAUGUGUCUUGUAUUUACCCUGAGGGAGUUCUGGAAAAUGAAAUCGUCAAGGUUAACAAAUUUAUGUACCUCACCGAUUUUUUUGUCAUAAAGAUGACGGAGCCAGAGGCGGAAGAGUCUGUCGGAAUUCUUUUGGGAAGACCAUUCUUAUCCACUGCCGGCACAGUCAUCGAUGUCCGCCAUGGGAAAAUAAACCUAGAGUUUAACGAAGAACGACUCACGAUCGACAUCCACAAAGUUGCGAUGAAGCCUCAGGGCAGAGAGAGCAUUCAAUCGGCAGAAGCUGUCAGAUCUCUGAAGCAAGAGGAUCUGGAGAAGAAAAUCCCCGUUGAUUCCACUAAUGACGAAGAACUUAAGAGAGAAGCAGCUUACUGGUCAAAAGAGAUUAUUCAAUCGGAGCAGAUCGCAAAACCGCUUGACCAAGCUGCCUCAUCAAGUAUACAGCUGAGGAAGAAUCCCUCACCUACAGAGCAAUUAUUGCCCUUAUCUGGGUCACCAGUUACCAUCAAGAGCCUGACCAGCCUGACGUAUCACGAACACGUCAAACCAAAUCUGCUUGGACAAAAAUGGCAAUCAAGGAAAAAACUGAGGCCUGGUGAAGAAGGAGUCAAGUGGAAAACAGCAUACCUGAUGGAGAUAAAUCCAAAACUGCACCUGCCUCCAGCAAUUAUAAAAAAGGGAAUGAUCGACCCCACUUUGAGAAGGGAAGAUUUCAUGAUGGGCCAAGAGGAACUGCUCUUCCAGUGUCAACUCAAACUGAUACCCAAGAAGUGA